AUGUUACGUGAGGUGAACCCAUACAUAAAAGAUCUAAAACCAGCUAUUGAUAAAAUAUUGCCUUCAGAGUCAUUCAAGGUCAUAAUACAUGCAGAUAAAAAACCACAAAGAGAACACAGAGGCAGAUUUAAUGCAUUAACGGCAAAUGAAGUGGCUGUUGUAUUGGUAGAUCAGCAUUUUGACCGAAAAGACAUCAUCCUCGAAAGCCGAAGUAACUCACUUCAGCGUAUCAGUGAGAUACAUCGAGCUUAUGAUGCGCUGCAGUACCCGUUGAUGUUUUGCUGGGGGGGUGAUGGCUAUUCAAUCAACAUACCACAAUGCGAUCCCACAACUAAGUUUCCCUUGAAAAAAACAGUCUCUGCUGUAAGUUUUUAUUGAUACAGAAUAAUGAUCAGAGAAGAAGAUAACUUUUUGGUUAAAUAUCGCGUUCUUUUUAGUCAAUAUUUGGUAGAUGAAUACGAAAAAAUAGAAACUGAAAGACUAAACUACAUAAAAAACAAUCAAGCCAAAUUGCACGCAGAUAAUUAUAUUCAUUUAAAAGAUGCAAUUGGUGAUACUAAAGCAAAUCAGCUGGGACAGAUGGUAGUACUUCCAUCAUCUUUUACUGGUGGACCAAGAUACAUGCACGAAAAAACGCAAGACGCCAUGACCUAUGUUAGACAUUACGGUCGUCCCGACCUUUUUAUUACUUUUACAUGUAACCCACGCUGGAGUGACAUAAAUGAGCACUUACUUUCAGAACAAAAAUCUCAUGAUCGAUACGAUAUUAUUUCGCGUGUCUUUCGAUUAAAGGUAAAAAAGGUCAUGGAUUUGUUGAUAAAAGGGAAAAUAUUCGGUGAAGUGAGAUGCUAUAUGUAUUCGACGGAAUGGCAAAAGCGAGGUCUUCCGCAUAUUCAUAUACUUUUAUGGCUUCAACAUCGCAUCACUCCGGAUCAAAUUGACAAUAUUAUGUGUGCUGAAAUACCUAACCCUGAUCGUGAUCCUGAGCUUUACGAAAUUGUUAAAAGUAAUAUGAUACAUGGCCCCUGUGGAAGUUUAAACCGAAAUUCUCCAUGCAUGAAAGAUAAUUCGUGCAGCAAACGUUAUCCUAAGGCUCUUAUUAAGGAAACUCAAACCGGUAAUGAUGGUUAUCCGCAGUACAAGAGACGUUCUCUGGAUGACGGUGGAUUCUCUGUCAAUAUCAAGGGUGUUACAAUAGAUAAUCGUUGGGUGGUUCCUUAUAAUCCAGUGCUAUUAAAAACAUGUAACGCUCACGUGAACGUAGAGUAUUGCCAUUCAGUGAAGUCAAUCAAAUACGUUUGCAAAUAUGUUAAUAAAGGGUCAGAUCAGGCUACGUUUACUUUAGAGAACGGGAAAGAUGAAGUUACAACCUACGCAAGUGGUCGAUAUAUAAGUUCAGCUGAAGCAGUUUGGCGAAUCCUUGAAUUCCCAAUACAUGAGCGUUUUCCUCCUGUAGUGUACCUUGCUGUCCAUUUAGAAAAUGGACAGAGAAUUUAUUUUAAUGAGCAGAACUUGUGCGACAAAUUGAGUAGUCCUCCUACAACUAUACUCCUCUCCUUUUUCGAUCUGUGUAACGUGGAUGACUUUGCAAAAACAUUGCUAUACUCGAAAGUCCCUGCGUAUUACGUUUGGAACAAGCGAUCGUUUCAGAGAAGAAAGAGAGGAGUGAAUGUUGAAGGAUGGUCAGGGGUCAAAAAAGAACACGUUCUAGGUAGAGUUUAUACUGUUCAUCCAAACAAUACAGAAUGCUACCACCUUCGAAUGCUUCUACAUGAGAUCAGAGGCCCAAUUUCAUUUGAAGCAUUGAAAACUGUACAUGGUCACUUACAUCCCACUUUCCAAUCCGCAUGCAAGGCUCUAGGUCUACUAGAAGAUGAUCGGCAUUUGGAUUCAGCUCUUGAAGAGGCAGCACUUUACUUUAAAAAACAACUGGAAAGGCAAGGUGACGUGGAUGUAGAGCACUCAUCGGACCUAAUAUUUAACAAAUGCCUGUCAGUAUUAGAGGAUGCCGUAUUAUCAUUAGGCGGCCGUCCUCUUAAAGAGUAUGGAUUAAUUCAGCCAAUAACAUCAAUACAUUUUGAAAAUAGCGAGUACGUGAAGGAGACCAGUUACGAUACAGUGGCCUUAGAAGACGCAGUAAGAAAAAGUGAAGCAUCCUUGAAUGACGAGCAACAGGAAGUUUACAAUAAAAUUAUCACAAGUGUAGAUGCAAAUGACGGUCGAAUAUUCUUCUUAGACGCUCCAGGUGGAACUGGUAAAACCUUCCUUAUUAAUUUACUUUUGGCGAAAGUAAGAAGUACUCACGGCAUUGCCCUGGCUGUGGCGUCGUCAGGCAUAGCUGCUACAUUACUCGAAGGUGGUCGAACUGCUCAUGCUACUUUUAAGUUACCACUCAAUUUAAUCACUGCCGAGACUCCCAUUUGCAACAUCUCCAAACAAAGUAAUUUUGCUGAAGUUUUAAAGAGUACAAAAAUAAUCGUGUGGGACGAAAUAACGAUGGCUCAUAAAAGUGGUAUUGAAGCCUUAAACAGAUCACUAAGGGAUAUAAGGGGUAAUACAAAAUUAAUGGGUGGCGUAACAGUUUUGCUGGCCGGAGACUUUCGGCAGACUCUACCAGUGGUGCCAAAAGGAACCAGAGCUGACGAAGUAAAGUCGUGCAUUAAGAAAUCUAAUUUGUGGCCCCAGGUUAAUAUUCUUAAGCUCUCUAAAAAUAUGAGAGCACAUUUGGCCGGGGAUGACACUGCUGGUAGAUUUUCAGAUCUCCUUCUUAAAAUCGGUAAUGGUGAUUUUCCAUCGUUUGAUGGAAUGAUAACCAUCCCGGAAGAAUUGUGCACAGUUGUUACUACGGUUCAAGAAUUGCUGUCUAAAGUUUAUCCAGACAUUAUUCAUAUACAUGACAAGCCUAUUGAAUGGUUAUGUGAGCGUGCCAUACUUACUCCAAAGAACGAUCAAGCAGCAGCUAUCAACAAUAUCCUGCUCAUGUCGUUUGAGGGCGAAGAAAGGGUCUAUACUUCGAUUGAUACUGUGGUUAAUACAGAUGACGCUACUAAUUACCCUGUAGAAUUUUUAAAUUCAUUGAAACCGCCAGGUUUGCCUUAUCAUAAGCUUAUUCUGCGUGUGGGCACUCCAAUUAUGUUGUUGCGAAAUUUAAAACCACCAAAACUUUGUAACGGUACGAGACUGCAAGUGAAAGCGUUACAUCGCAAUAUAGUGGAAGCCACUAUAUUAACUGGGUGUGCGAAAGGGGAAACUGUAUUUAUACCACGUAUCCCAUUAAUACCUAAUGAUAUCCUGUUCGAAUUUAAACGAUUACAGUUUCCCCUAAAAGUCUGCUUUGCCAUGACAAUAAACAAGUCUCAGGGGCAAACUCUCAAAUUUGCAGGUAUUGACUUGAGAGAACAUUGCUUCUCUCAUGGACAGUUUUAUGUUGCUUGCUCACGAGUAAGUGAGCAAGCAAUUAUUAUUCACGAGUAA
Molecule: messenger RNA, 3474 nt
Organism: Centruroides sculpturatus (bark scorpion)
Lineage: Eukaryota; Metazoa; Arthropoda; Arachnida; Scorpiones; Buthidae
Exons: 3
Biological process (GO): telomere maintenance; DNA repair
Molecular function (GO): DNA helicase activity
Source: RefSeq, a predicted model, not a curated record